AAUUCAAGUUUGGUAAAAUCACAACGACGACCAAGCUUUCCCUUAAGAAAUUUAAUUAAUUGAAAUAUUCUUUUAAUAAAUUUAUAAGCAAUGUUUGUUUGUUGCAGAUAAUGGCUAGUUUGAGAUUUUUCUGCACCACAAAUAUCUCAGCUGUCUCAACUCAACAUAAAGUCAAAAACAAUAACAAGUGUGUUCUUCAUCAGAAAGUCAAGAACCUCAUCAACAACACUUUGGAACUUCCUUCCAUUUCAUCAUCAUCGACUACUCCAAUUGAGUCUCUCCAUAAAGGCAAUUGGGUCAAGCUCAUUUGUGGUGCAAGCUUUGAAGAUGUUGUUGAUAUCAGAAAUCUCAGUUUGGUUUACACUCUUGCUGGAGUUGACUGCAUUGACUGCGCUGCUGAUGCAUCGGUUGUUAGUGCUGUGAAUGAAGGAAUUCAAGCUGCAAAAGACAUCUUAUGCUGCCAUAGAAGACCAUGGGUGAUGAUCAGUGUUAAUGAUGAUAAAGAUCUUCAUUUUCGCAAAGCCGAAUUUGAUCCGGAGGACUGUCCAGCCGACUGUUCACGCCCUUGUGAAAAUGUGUGUCCUGCAAAUGCAAUCUCAUUCCAAGAGAAAUCUACUUUAGGAAUUUCAUAUAAUACCGAAGCAUCAAGAGUAAUGAAGGACGGUGUCAUAACGGAACGCUGUUAUGGCUGUGGUCGAUGUCUUCCAGUUUGCCCAUAUGAUAAAAUAAGAGAGGUAACGUAUGUUAGGGAUGCUAUUACAACUUCUGAUUUGAUCAAGAGAAAUGAUGUUGAUGCUAUAGAGAUACAUACAAGUGGAAGACAGAGUAGACAGUUCGAAGAACUCUGGCGUGCUUUAGGAGAUUCGGUACAAAAUUUGAAGCUAGUAGCCGUUAGUUUACCUAAUGUUGGAGAUUCGACAAUAUCAUCUAUGAACAAAAUGUUCUCGAUUAUGAAACCAAAUCUUAAAAGCUUCAACUUAUGGCAGUUAGACGGCCGUCCAAUGAGUGGCGAUAUUGGUAGAGGAGCAACUAAGGAGUCAAUAGCCUUUGCUGUUCAAUUAGCUCAAGCAAAAGAUAGACCUCCCGGAUUUCUUCAACUUGCUGGUGGAACUAAUGCUCACACAAUUGAAGGGUUGAAAAGAGAAGGACUCUUUCAAACAACAAUCAGUCCAUCUAAUCCAUCGUGUGCUUUAAUUAGCGGCAUAGCUUAUGGUGGCUACGCGCGAAAGAUUGUUGGUAGAGUAUUGAGAUCCAUGCAAUCCCAACAUGGUGGAGCUGCUUCAAUUGAGGAUCAUCCUGAGCAUCUCUUAAUGGCUCUAAGGGAAGCACUUGCUUUGGUUGGACCUGUUAAAUGUCUAUAAUAUUAAUAUACCUAAGAAUACCAACUUUUGGGACUCAAAAGCAUAAAAAAGUUGGUAUAAUUUUGCAUAUUUUAACAAGAUGAGUCAAAAUUGCUUUUUGUGGUAUAGAACUUUUGGCACUUACUUUGAUCAUUUUAACAAUGUUAUCAUUUUGUUUGUUCAAAAAAUAAUGCUGAAAUUUUUUCAAUUUAACCCGAUUAAUUUAAUCAUUU
Messenger RNA from Trifolium pratense (red clover), 1573 nucleotides. RefSeq lists its product as uncharacterized. Bases 111 to 1361 code for a protein of 416 amino acids. The transcript has 12 exons. NCBI's taxonomy places the organism in Eukaryota, Viridiplantae, Streptophyta, Magnoliopsida, Fabales, Fabaceae. The record is from RefSeq and is a predicted model, not a curated record.